CGGGGGGGACGGCAGUAGGUGGGACACCGCUAGCGGGCCCGCGGGCGGCCGGAACGCUUCUUCUCGGUCUCGGGGAGCGAGUUCCGCGGGGAAGCGUUCCGGGGGCGCACCGGGCGCGAUGGCGGCGCCCAGCGCUCGCUGCCUGUGGCGAGCACUGGCCCCGCGCUGCGGGCGGCUCCUCCCCGGGCUGGAGCAGCUCCUCGCCGUCCCCGCCGUGCUGAGCCCCGCCACCGCCCGGCCCUACGCGGCCGCAGCCAAAACGGCCAAAAAAGAUGCCAAGAGGCCCAGGCAGGAGAAGGUGAAGGAGAAAGCCCCGCCUCGGAGGCGGCCGCUGAUGGCCAUGCCCGUGGACGAUGUGUACCUGACGUGGCUCUACAAGAGACCCUCCUACGAGCUGGAGCAGGCCGUGGGCAUGCUGAAAAGAUUCCAGGAGCUGGAUUUCACCCACCCCAAGCAGUUUGUGUACAUCAAUGUGUUCCUGGAUAUGGCUCUGCAGAAGAAGAAAAAAGUGGAUCCAUUUUCCAGCAGUGUCACUCUUCCCCAUCGCUUUACAGAUGAAGUGAACAAGGUUUUGGUGUUCACAGAGAAUCAGCAAGAAGCUGAAAUAGCUCGGGAGCACGGAGCUGCCAUCGUGGGAGGACUGGAAUUAAUCAAAUGGAUCUUGGAGGAUGAAAUCCAAGCUGAUUUCUACGUGGCUGUCCCUGCCAUAAUACCCAAGUUAAUACCCCUGAGGAACAAACUGAAAAGGAAGUACCCCAGCAGCAGGAGGAAUUCCCUGGGCAGUGACAUUCCCAAAAUGCUGCAGUUCUUCAGAGAAUGUCACGAGUACACGGUGGAGGACGAGGAUAUAAUCAAGACAAGAAUAGCCAGGCUGGAUAUGCCUGCUGAGCACAUCAUUGCCAAUCUGAAAACAGUUAUCCACGAUAUCUGCACCUUCAAGCCCUCAAAUUUUGAUCCCAUUGUGCGGAGGUUGGUUAUCAGAUCUUCCACCAGUGAAGGUUUGCUGCUGAACCUCGAUGGAAUCCUGCCUCAGGUGGAGACAGUAGAAGAAAAAGAAGAAGAGAACGCGGUGGAUGAAGAUGAAGAGAAGCCAGCUAACCAAGAAUCUGUUAGUACCUGAUGUCUUCUCCUUGCAGAGCUGAUGCUCGAGCAGGGGGAGCAGAUGGUGUCAUUCAAAUCAUGCUCUGUGAGAGCAAAAAAUAAACGGGACUUGUGGAUUUCAGGUGCAAA
Poecile atricapillus (Black-capped chickadee) is the source of this 1230-nucleotide messenger RNA. It is a transcript of the gene MRPL1, whose product is annotated as mitochondrial ribosomal protein L1. The transcript is spliced from 9 exons. Bases 119 to 1120 code for a protein of 333 amino acids. NCBI's taxonomy places the organism in Eukaryota, Metazoa, Chordata, Aves, Passeriformes, Paridae. The record is from RefSeq and is a predicted model, not a curated record.